Messenger RNA from Phytophthora sojae, 1071 nucleotides. RefSeq lists its product as hypothetical. The record is from RefSeq and is a predicted model, not a curated record. Bases 1 to 1071 code for a protein of 356 amino acids. NCBI's taxonomy places the organism in Eukaryota, Oomycota, Peronosporomycetes, Peronosporales, Peronosporaceae. Gene Ontology annotation, molecular function: protein binding. The transcript is spliced from 2 exons.
AUGACAGUAGCGGAUGAUGCAGCUAGGCACGGGAGGUUAGACGCGCUGAAAUGGAUAUACAAUCAUGGAAGGGGUUAUCUUACGGCGAAAACUAUGGAUAUCGCUGCUACCCAUGGCCAUCUAGAAGUAGUGAAAUGGCUACAUGCUCGCAAAAAUGUCUACAAAAAGGGCUGCACCCAGGAAGCCAUGAAUGGCGCUGCGAAGAAUGGCCACCUAGCGGUUGUAGAAUGGCUGCAUGAUAAUCGCACUGAAGGAUGCACCACAGCUGCAAUGGACGGUGCUGCGGUAAAUGGCCACCUCGACGUUGUCUGCUGGCUACAUGACUAUCGCACUCAAGGGUGUACGGGAAAUGCAAUCAAAUGGGCUGCGGGAAAUGGGCACUUGGAGGUGGUGGAAUGGCUGCUCAAAUGGCUGCACAGCAAAGGACACAAAUGUAACACCAAUGCAAUGGACGAUGCAGCCGCUAAUGGGCAUUUUGAGGUGGUCAAGUGGCUACACGAAAACGUGAAAAGAAGCUGGCUGGACGGUAAAUUGUGCACACAGAAAGCUUUUGUAUCUGCAGCCUACAAUGGACAUUUCGAAGUGAUGAAGUGGAUCAACGGUCAUUAUGGGUACCUUGAUCAGAAGCUGGUGGAGACAAUGGCGGAUGAAACAGCAAGUUGUGGAAGGUUGGACGCUCUGAAAUGGCUGAAUAAUAAUGGGUAUUACAUCACGCCGAGAGCUAUGGAUUCUGCUGCGACCAACGGGCAUUUGGACGUAGUAAAAUGGCUACAUGCUCGCAAAAAUGGCUGCACCAAGGCAGCAAUCGAUGGCGCUGCGAAAAAUGGUCAUCUAGCAGUGAUAGAAUGGCUACAUGACAACCUCGACGAAGGAUGCACCACAGAUGCAAUGGAUGGAGCAGCAUCCAAUGGCCAUCUCGACGUUGUCCGCUGGUUGCACAGCCAUUGCACUCAAGGUUGUACAGGAGAUGCCAUUAAAUGUGCUGCUGGUGGUGCGCUGGCUGUGCAAAGUCUACGCAAGUCAGUUUUCGAUUCCCGACCUCAUGGAUUCAGCAGCGUGUGCAGCUCGUAG